Molecule: messenger RNA, 1239 nt
Organism: Ziziphus jujuba (common jujube)
Lineage: Eukaryota; Viridiplantae; Streptophyta; Magnoliopsida; Rosales; Rhamnaceae
Product: WRKY DNA-binding transcription factor 70
Exons: 3
Coding region: 82-1035 (317 amino acids)
Biological process (GO): regulation of DNA-templated transcription
Molecular function (GO): sequence-specific DNA binding; DNA-binding transcription factor activity
Source: RefSeq, a predicted model, not a curated record
UAUACUCUCGCUACUCUCUCGGCUAGCUUAAUGCAAUAUUAAUCGUACCCUUUUCAGUAAAAACAUAUACACAGGGAUCAAAUGGAGAUCAGUACUUCUUGGCCUGAAAACCUAGCAAAUAGCAACAUUCAGAAACGGUUGAAUGAUGAGCUAAUUGAAGGCCGAGAUCUCUCAAACCGGCUUCUAAGUGUUCUUGCUAGCUCUGAUGGCUCAAGAUCUGCAGAAGAUCUAUCGGGGAAGAUAGUAAAAUCAUUUUCCAACGCCCUUUCCAUAUUGAUUGUGAAAGAGUGUGAUAAGUCAGACUCUCUGGUCUAUCAAAUCCAAGCUGAUCAUUUACCAUGUUUGGAUGCUUGGAAAUCUCAAAGUCAUUCUCGAGAAGAUCUGAGGAGUACUACUCCUCCCACUAAAAAGCUCGAUCGAAGGGGUUGUUUUGAUAGAAGAAAAACCAGUACCUUACCGUCAUGGAAAAGAGAUACUUCAACUCUCAUUAGCGAUGGUCAAGCAUGGAGGAAGUACGGACAAAAAAUGAUUCUCAACUCCAAAUACCCCAGGCACUAUUUCAGGUGUACUUACAAGCAUGAUCAAGGCUGCAAAGCUACCAAACAGGUUGAGAGAAUUCAAGUGAAUCCCCCACUAUAUAGGACAACAUAUUUUGGGCAUCACACAUGUAGAAAUCUUCACCAACAUCCUGAAUUGAUGUUGGAUUCUACUACUAAUCCUAGUGAUACUUCCAUAAUCAUCAGCUUCGACCGUACCAACCUCAAAAACAAACAAGACCGUUUUCCCUCUUUAUCGUCUUUCUCUUCAACCAGACAGGAAUUUAAGGAGGAGAUCACAAAAUGUGAGGCCCUGGAGCAUAACCAAUCAUUGUUGUCUGAUUAUUUCGUCUCAUCUGACCUGCCUGCCGCGGCGGGGUUUCUAACCCCUAGGAGCAUGCCAGCGAUGUUGAAAUCAAAUCAGGACUCUGAUAAUGGGGAUGUAAUAAAUGGGAUGAUGGAUUAUGAAGACUACUAUUUUGAUAUUUUCAAAUUUUGAAUGUUGAUGGAUAAGGAUAUUCCUUGUAAUAAUUUUGAUUUGGAAACUAAGAAUGUUGAACUUCUCUACAGGUUCUUGUAAUUAGUUACGAAACACCUUUCUUUAGCUAGUUUGCGAGUAUGAGGAUUUAAAGGGAAAGGAAGAGAAGUAAAAAAUAAAGUUAAUAUUUUUCGUUGUUUGGCUAGUUUACAAGAAAAUACUGAA